Suillus clintonianus is the source of this 1995-nucleotide messenger RNA. RefSeq lists its product as uncharacterized. The record is from RefSeq and is a predicted model, not a curated record. The transcript is spliced from 7 exons. Bases 1 to 1737 code for a protein of 578 amino acids. NCBI's taxonomy places the organism in Eukaryota, Fungi, Basidiomycota, Agaricomycetes, Boletales, Suillaceae. Gene Ontology annotation, molecular function: protein binding.
AUGGCUUCCACAUCGACAAAGCCAGCUGCUACGACAUCAAUUCUGACACCAGUAAUGACUUUGAAGGGUCACGGAGACGACAUUCGAUCUGUAUCCUACUUUCCAGACGGCCGGCGAAUGAUCAGCGGAUCUUUGGACAAGACCACUCGGCAAUGGGACUUGCAGACGGGUAAGGAGAUUGGAAAGGCGCAGGAUGUUUCUGGGCAGGAAGUAGAUGUGGUGGCGGUAUCAAAGGAUGGUCGAUGGAUCAUUACUGCUGGUGGAGAUGAUAUUCCGGAGGUCAAAGUCUAUGAGGUCGAGACGGGAAUCGUGAAAACAUUCGAAGGCCACUCAGACCAGAUUGCCUGCAUAGAUAUCUCUGCGGACAGUAGGCUGCUGGCGAGCGGGGCAGAUGAUUCUACAGCGCGGGUAUGGAGCUUGGACACUGGGAAGCUCGUAGCUGGUCCAUUCAAGAGUGAUGACAAAGUGGGCGCAGUUCGAUUCUCCCAGGACUCGAAGAAGCUCGCAGUCAAGUCAAAUGCGGCGAAGUGCCUUGAGCUGUGGGAUGUCCGGACACAGAAGUUGGAUGUCAGAGUUGGGGGAUUCGCAUCUCUUCGAUUACCCCUCAUGCCAUCACCAGUUUUCUGGACAACCCAAAACCAAAACAUCACAACUGCAUUCGACACAAAGGACGACUCCGCCGACACGAUCUAUAAGUUUGAUGGGUCGACGCUGGAGACUGUUGGAGUUCCCUUUGAAGGGCACACCGGGGUUAUCACCGGUCUAGCGCUUUCAAGUUCAUUUGAUGAUGCCGUCCUCGCUAGUGCCUCUGUAGACAAUACCAUCAAGCUCUGGGCCUUCGAAUCCCGACAGCUCCUUGCCUCCUUCAGCGUCCGAAACCCUAUGUGCCUCAUCUUUUCACCCGACUCACGCCAGCUAGCUUAUGUGACGUCAUACUACAAAGAUGAUCACAACUUGAAGAUUUAUAUAUGCGACACCCCACCCAACAUCAUUACUAGUAGCACUAGGCCUGUGCCGGAUACAAAGGCAAGUACUAAUGCACACAAAAAGUCCAACCUCGGUGGUUUGCUAAAUUCUGACGCAACUCGUCGUCCUUCUGCCUUGCGCCGCAAUCCACUGAUAUUACCUAGUCCGCAAAUACCUCCGCGUACCAUAGACCCGCAGCCACCCAUUUUCAUUCGCCUCAGCAGAAUACUUCGUUUCACUUCUCGCACGAACGCAGUCCCCCCUGUCCAACCUCGUAAUCCCCUAGAUGUUCCUGCUACAUUGCCACUACCAUCCUCUCUCUCGGGGCAGGCCCCAACUCGGUUUGAUCAUUUUGAAAUAAGUUCUCCCCCUCACCCAUCAAACGGUCCAGUCACGCAGUUCCUACAACAGCACCUUUCUUUCCUCGUGCCAAGACACAGUCAUGGGCCGCCUGUCGUUGAAGUCGCACCAGGGCGCAAGUUCACUCGGCUGGUUGCUGCCAAUCUACCAGAAUACAAGAAGGUAGACGACACCCGGCGUCCGUCUAGCCAGCAGCCUGUCGUGCAGCAGGACGUCGAGUCGUCUGAUGUUGAUUCACUCCCAGACGUGCAUUGGUUCAAGGCGUUCCUGUGCUACAAUUCGUGCUGGUCCCAUGGCAGACUGAGGGUGCCUCCUCGAUGGCGCUUGGAGCGUGUCGUCAUACCCCGUCAGGAUGGCACGACAAACACUAGUAGCAGCCGCAGUGGUGCUCAACACAACCCGGGGUCAUAGAAAAAUCAAUGAUGCACACCUCGUCAUGACUUACCUUCAGAGCUACAGUGCGCCGAGUAUAACAUAUCUUUGUUCUCAUUCCCCAGUCUUGCUUCCCAGCCUCGUGCUCUUGAGAACACUUGCUUCUUUCCACGCUUGGCCCAGUGACGCGGAUCAAUGUCGAUGGUGCGGGUUUUGGCGAUGCGAGGCUUUAUGAAUUCCCUCACAUUUGCAAGUGUGUGCGCGGUCCGUGAAGUGGAAAAAGAUUGGAUGAUUGUG